AUGUCAUCCUGGGAACCCCCUCGCAACUACCGCAGCCGCACUGUUGCCAUUCUUGGCGCAGGUGUACUUGGCCGCCGAGUAGGAUGCAUUUGGGCUUCAGCCGGCUUCGAUGUUAAGAUUCGCGACCCCAGCGAGCAACAGCGAGCCGACGGAAUCGCCUACAUUAAGGAAAAUGUUGAAUCAUACGCCACCAAAACCAAGAAAGUCCCCGGAUCAUACGAAGCCGUCGAAGACAUGAAGUCAGCCGUUGAGAAUGCCUGGCUUGUCAUUGAGGCUGUUCCUGAGAAGCUCGCACUCAAGAUCGCCACUUUCGCCGAAUUGGAGGCCCUCACUCCCGCCGACUGCAUCCUAGCUUCCAACUCAUCUUCAUACAAGACUUCCGAGAUGAUCGGUCAGAUCUCGGAUGCCACCAAGACCCGCGUUCUUAACAUGCACUAUUAUAUGCCGCCGGCGUGUAUGAUUGUGGAGCUUAUGACCAAUGGACACACUACCCCAGAGAUCUUCCCUUUCAUGGUUCAGCAAUGCAAGGAAGCUGCCACAAACCCAUAUGUCGCAAGAAAGGAGUCCACUGGAUUCAUCUUCAACCGCUUGUGGGCUGCCGUGAAGCGCGAGGUCUUGACUAUCUUGGCUGAGGGUGUUUCGGUUCCCGAGGAGAUUGAUGCUAUGUGGGGUGAAUUGUUUGUCAAGGCAGGCACUCUGCCCUGCCGGACAAUGGACAAUGUUGGCCUAGACACCGUUGCCUUCAUUGAGGGUCACUACGUGGAUGAACGUGGACUUUCUCCCGAGAAGACUGUCGACUUCUUGAAGGCCAAUUACCUGGAUCACGGAAAGCUGGGAACAAAGUGCUCCAAGGGUGGCCUGUACCCUGCUAGCAGCCCAGCUCCUACCAGUGCCGAUUCAAAGAAGCCCGAAAUCUUGGUGUUGGACCUUGGACUGUCAGCCGCCGCACCCAGCAUGACAUCAGGAGAGAUCCUCCGGGUUUCCGCAGAUGGCCAGAAGCAGACAUCAAUCCUCAAAGGUCAAUCCCUGCCUGAUGGACUCGCUGUAGACUCAGCCUCUGGCCGCAUGUUCUGGACUUGCAUGGGUGUUCCCGGAAAGCCCGACGGUGCCGUUUACUCCGCCAACGUGGAUGGAACCGACAUCAAGACACUUGUUGCCCCAGGAACCAUCGAUACACCAAAGCAGCUGGUCAUUGAUUCCGAGGCACAGACCGUCUACUUCUGUGACCGUGAAGGAUGCCGAGUCUACCGUUGUGCCUUCGACGGCUCCAACCUGGAGGUUUUGAUUGAUAACACUGGCCGUGAUAUGACCCCCGAGCAGCGUAUCUCCGCCUGGUGCGUGGGAGUUGCUGUGAACCCCAGCCAGGGUAAAUUCUAUUGGACCCAGAAGGGAGCCUCCAAGGGUGGCGAAGGCCGCAUCUUCUGCGCCAAUAUCACAACCCCUGAGGGUCAGUCAGCAACUACUCGUAGCGACGUCCAGUGUGUUAUCGCUGAUCUUCCCGAGCCAAUUGAUCUUGAGGUACACGAAGCCUCUAACACACUUUACUGGACCGAUCGUGGUGAAAUCCCGUGGGGCAACUCGCUGAACAGAGCCAAGUUGGGUGAAGAUGGUCUCCUGCUACCAGCCAAUUCCCCUCGGGGGUACGAGAUCCUCACCAGGGGUCUGAACGAGGCAAUUGGUCUCAAGUUGGAUUCAGUCAAUUCUCAUGCCUAUCUCACUGAUCUCGGCGGAUCUAUCUACCGCUGCGACCUGGAUGGCAAGAACAAGGAGAAGCUCCACUCCGAUGAGCACCGGGCCUUUACUGGAAUUACUAUCCUGUAG
Penicillium concentricum is the source of this 1821-nucleotide messenger RNA. RefSeq lists its product as uncharacterized. The coding region runs from base 1 to 1821 and encodes 606 amino acids. The record is from RefSeq and is a predicted model, not a curated record. The transcript is spliced from 3 exons. Gene Ontology annotation, molecular function: NAD+ binding; oxidoreductase activity, acting on the CH-OH group of donors, NAD or NADP as acceptor. NCBI's taxonomy places the organism in Eukaryota, Fungi, Ascomycota, Eurotiomycetes, Eurotiales, Aspergillaceae. Gene Ontology annotation, biological process: fatty acid metabolic process.